UCAUGGUGAUAUCGUCGUGGUUGUGCAUAACCCUUCGACAAAGGGAGCUCAAAAAGAUAUUGAAAAUGUUUGAAAAUCUUUGUGCUACCUUGGAAUUAAUCGGGAUUAGCCAAAGCCCUAACAAACUGUCGAGACGACUCAUGAUACACGCGGUUAUUCUCAACGUUGUUUGGAUCUUUCUGUUCUGUUUCGAUCACGCGAUGCUCGUAAACAACAAGUUGUUCAGAUACGAUAUUUGGAUGCCUUUCAAUUUUCCUCGGAUCGUUAGCCACAACGUUGUCAUCAUGUUCCUCAACUCUUUAUUAAUUGCCAAAAAAUUUUUUCAUCUUCUGAAUAAAAAAAUUCAUACAAUACCGGAUGUUUUAACGUCCAAACCGAUUCUACUGCGGAAACGGUUACAAACUUCAGAGCCCUGUGGCCUCCAAUCCUGUGUGGUGCCUGGUCCUCUGGAAGUCUGCGGUCAGAUCCACUCCGAUCUCGUGACAUUCACGGAAAUAACAGUGAAAUUUUUUUCUCUCUCGAUUCUACUCGUUCUCCUAGUACACCUCGUCCAAAUGGCUGCGGAUCUCUAUAUCAUGUGCAUGAUGAUCAGACUUCAAAGAUUUUGGACGCAAACGGAAGUGAUAGUGUUUGCAAUACUGGCUUGCUGGUUCCUCCUCCAUUUUAGUCAAACCGUCGCUCUCUUAGGCAUUCCGGAUUCAACAGUAAACGAGGCAAAUCGAGCUGGGAAAAUGCUGCAUCAGAUGUUGGCGUAUGAUGACACUCGAAGAUACGUUGACACGGGCCAGAUUCUCUCGCUUCGUUUCCUCCAAAGACGUUUAACCAUAUCGUUGUGGGGUUUGUUUCAAAUGAGGCUCUCCAUCAUGCACACGAUCAUCGGUACAGUGGGCACAUAUCUAACGGUAAUGAUGCAGCUCGACGGCCAGGAUAUUCAUGAGAAGAUGUUGAACGAAACAAUAGUUCAAUCCUUACGCACCUAGAGCAGCGCUUGAUUUUCAAAGUUCAACGAGCACUCCACUAUUCCAAUUGUACAAAAUACAUCGAAUGAUUAUAACCCAAUGAGUAUGUCGGCUAUUAUUCGAAUAUAUUUUUUCCCAACGUU
Molecule: messenger RNA, 1102 nt
Organism: Venturia canescens
Lineage: Eukaryota; Metazoa; Arthropoda; Insecta; Hymenoptera; Ichneumonidae
Exons: 5
Coding region: 3-980 (325 amino acids)
Biological process (GO): sensory perception of taste; chemosensory behavior; male courtship behavior
Cellular component (GO): neuronal cell body; membrane; axon
Source: RefSeq, a predicted model, not a curated record